Messenger RNA from Lingula anatina, 599 nucleotides. Its product is annotated as 26S proteasome non-ATPase regulatory subunit 5. Lineage: Eukaryota; Metazoa; Brachiopoda; Lingulata; Lingulida; Lingulidae. Gene Ontology annotation, biological process: proteasome assembly. The record is from RefSeq and is a predicted model, not a curated record. Gene Ontology annotation, cellular component: cytosol.
AGAUGGCUGGAGACGGCAGCAUGAACAUUUCUGCAUUGUUAGAUGCUUUGCCAAAUUCUGACGAUCCACUGAAAACGUUGAUACAGAUAAAAACCGUCCUUUUUGCAGUCCACCCUUCAGCACUUCGUGACGUUGUCCCAGACGUGUCAUUUAGCUCAGUUUUUGACUGUUUAAACUCCUCCAACAGCGAAGAGGUUCAGACAUGUUGUGACAUAUUGGGAAGACUCUUGGAGGCCCUCCAGACACAGGCCUUGCUUAUUAAUUUUAAUGAAGAAUUACUGAGAGGUUUGGAGAAUCCAAAACAGCCUGUUCGGGAGGUCUGCUUAAAACAGGUUCAGAGAGCUGCUGAGGAAAACCCCUCAGAGUUGAUGACAUAUUCUGACAUCUUGCUAGUUAUUAUCAAACAGCUGGGAGAUAAAAGUAUUGGAGUCGCCAAGGCUGCUGGAAAGGUGCUGAUCAAUCUAGGUACAAAUAUGAGUUGCCUUCAAGGUCUGUCACAGGGUGUUAUGCUGGAGAAACUCCGCAGUGUGAUGGAACAAGAUGACAUAACUAGGUAUAGGGUACAUGAGGUAAGAAUAACAGAAAAAAGCUCAUUUUAG